AUGGCAACAAACGAAGAAAGAAAAGAAAAAUUAUUAGAUUUACUUCAAAAGUGGGUUCAAGUUGAAGGUUUUGAUUCAGGUUUCAUUGAGCCAAUUAAAUGCGAAAGAGUUGAACAUGGUAAAGUUGUUUUUUCAACUGUUGUUCAACAAAAACAAUGUAAUGUUUUAUCAACACUUCACGGAGGUGCUAUAGCAACAUACAUUGAUAUUAUUUCUUCAUUAGCAAUUAUUUCAUUAAAUUUAGAUAAAGUUUCACCAAGUGUUUCAGUUGAAAUUAGUGUAAAUUAUAGCUCAAGCGCACCAGUAGACAGAAAGAUUUACUUUAUUUCAAAUGUUUACAAAACAGGCAGAAGUCUUGCUUUUACAGAUACAACCAUUCGUUUAGAUUCAGAAGAAGGUCAAAUAGUUGCUAAAGGUUCACAUACCAAAUUUUUACCAAUUCAAAAGAAAUCAAAAUUAUAA
Messenger RNA from Dictyostelium purpureum, 462 nucleotides. RefSeq lists its product as uncharacterized. The coding region runs from base 1 to 462 and encodes 153 amino acids. NCBI's taxonomy places the organism in Eukaryota, Evosea, Eumycetozoa, Dictyosteliales, Dictyosteliaceae. Gene Ontology annotation, molecular function: fatty acyl-CoA hydrolase activity. The record is from RefSeq and is a predicted model, not a curated record. The transcript is spliced from 2 exons.